UAUACAGUACACAUCACUUUCCAGCAUCCCAACUAGCCCUAACAGUGUCCUUAAUACACAACAAUACUGCUGCGAUGCAUCUGCCUACGCUUUCCAUACUACUUGCCGCAUGUGCUUCCGUUGUUAGCGCUCAGGCAACCGUACCAGGCCUUGGAUGUGUUUGUAUGGCGCCAACCGAUUCAGGGAAAGAUCAAUCGAUAGCCGACCGAACCAUUCGUUGCUGUACUGAUAAUUCAGGAACUAUGAUCAAUACUGUUAAUUUCUGGGAUCGCGGCAACUUCUACUGCCGUGUCCCGGACUCUGUUACUCCGGCCAUUUGGGAUCAGGAUUGCUGCCGUAAGUGGUAUGGAAGUGGAACUUACGGAUACUGCAAUUCAUCCACUUGA
Molecule: messenger RNA, 386 nt
Organism: Bipolaris maydis ATCC 48331
Lineage: Eukaryota; Fungi; Ascomycota; Dothideomycetes; Pleosporales; Pleosporaceae
Source: RefSeq, a predicted model, not a curated record